UAGCAAGCAGAAGUCACUCAUUUCAUGUGUUGUGAAGCUAUAGCGAGGUUCAGAAAUGCAACCCAUCUAUGAAGAUAUGAGUCUUAAACUGGACAAAAUGGACAGUAGUGAAAACUAUCAUUCUCCAACAGGACCACAAGCAGUGGAUAAUGACUAUGUGAACAUGCAGCAGCUGCAUCCAAAGACCAAAACAUGCACAGCUUCAUCUGGUUGCAAGGUCGUCAUAUUUGCUCUUGGUCUUCUACUGCUUGGAGCUUUAGCAUCACUCUGUGCUGUAGGGAUCUUGUAUCACAGUAAAGUUGCUUCCAUAUUAAGGGAGAGACAUGACAAUGCUACAUCCAAACUGAUGGGGAUAAAAUACAAAGCCACUGAGACACAAAGAUUGUAUGAAGAACUGAAGGUGAAGAAUCAUGAGUUUGUCUCUGCAUGCAGUGAGACAAAACAACUGAAUAAAAUGCUGAAGGCGAAAUAUCAGCAAGUUCAUGAACGUCUCUCGGCAUGCAGUGCAAAACAAACCUGUACACUUUGUGAGGAAGGAUGGAAGACUCUUGGUUUAAAGUGUUACUACUUCUCCACUGAUAAACUGAACUGGACACAGAGUAGAGAUUACUGUGUGGAGAAAGGAGGCCACCUGGUCAUUAUAACCAGCCAAACUGAACAGGAGUUUGUAGUUUUACAAAUCAGAGAAACACACUGGAUUGGCUUAAAUGACUUAGAGACUGAGGGACAGUGGAUGUGGGUCAACAACCAGUCCUUAAACGAGACCGGUGUAACGUUCUGGUAUAGAUCUCCACAGGGAAUAAGUGAGCCUGAUAACUGGAAAGCGGAGGACCCUACUGGAGAGAAUUGCACUGCUCUGGGUCAUGAAGUGGGUAUCACAGAUAAAUGGUUUGAUGCUUCGUGUCGUAAGCUGAAACAAUUCAUCUGUGAAAAAUAUGUGUAUUAGAAUUGCCCGCAAUCCAUUUGCGUUGUUUCCAAACCACAUUUCAGACAUGUAUUUCUGCUCUAAAAUUUUCUGAUUUCAUUCAUAUUUCUAUUACUAUUUAAGUCGUUGAACACCGUUAUCCCAAAAUAUAUUUCUUCUCUCUCAUUUAUAUUUAACACCUUUACAUAAUUAACUUAAUUUGUCAUUGAUAUGUAUGUAUUAAUUGAGGAGUGUGCAUGUGCUGGAUUAAAUGUUAAGUUGCUUAACCAUUAAGAAAUAUUUAAGAACUAAUAAACAUUUAGAUGGUUUUAAAAUGUAAUAUGUGUGUUAUUUAUUAUAGAUUUACAUUAUGAAAGUGUUUAACAACAUUGGGUUAUGGACUGCAACAGAAAAUCAGUAAA
Molecule: messenger RNA, 1326 nt
Organism: Hemibagrus wyckioides
Lineage: Eukaryota; Metazoa; Chordata; Actinopteri; Siluriformes; Bagridae
Product: hepatic lectin-like
Exons: 9
Coding region: 56-946 (296 amino acids)
Source: RefSeq, a predicted model, not a curated record